AUGUCCUUCGACGCAAGCACCACCACGCCCUCAAACCGCCGCCGGCUUGCUACCCCAGAUGAUGAAUGCUUAAUCUCGUUCAAACUACAAUUCAAAACGCAUGACCACUUGGCCCUGGCGGACCUUUAUCCGGUCCGAACCAACUCCGCCUUGACUGACAACCUCAACCAAACAACGGUUUCUCCUCCAUCACGCACACUCCCCUUAUUCGGCCCGGCUAGGCUUAAUCUCACCCGCUAA
This is a messenger RNA of Puccinia triticina, 240 nucleotides long. RefSeq lists its product as uncharacterized. The record is from RefSeq and is a predicted model, not a curated record. NCBI's taxonomy places the organism in Eukaryota, Fungi, Basidiomycota, Pucciniomycetes, Pucciniales, Pucciniaceae. The coding region runs from base 1 to 240 and encodes 79 amino acids. The transcript has 2 exons.